Magallana angulata is the source of this 757-nucleotide messenger RNA. RefSeq names its product eppin-like. The record is from RefSeq and is a predicted model, not a curated record. The transcript has 6 exons. NCBI's taxonomy places the organism in Eukaryota, Metazoa, Mollusca, Bivalvia, Ostreida, Ostreidae. Bases 157 to 657 code for a protein of 166 amino acids. Gene Ontology annotation, biological process: negative regulation of peptidase activity. Gene Ontology annotation, molecular function: serine-type endopeptidase inhibitor activity. Gene Ontology annotation, cellular component: extracellular region.
UCUAGGAAUGUUUUAUUUGAAAUUGAUAGGGUUGUUACCAAAUGUCAACUUAAUAAAUUAUAUAUGUAACAGGUUUUUUGAAAGGAAAUUUGUAGAAUCCCUUUAUAUAAGCGGAUAUUUACCAUACUUCCACAACAGUUGGAAAAGAGCUGAAAAAUGGGAGUAAAACUAUUAGUUUUGUGUUUUAUCGUCAGCGCCUGCGCUGUUCGACGACCUCCUCCUCCUCCUCCUCCUCCUCCUCCUCCAGGACCACCAAUGCCAUUUGUGUGUCCGGCGUCUAAAAUAAUCACUACGUGCGAUUGUAGACCUGAGUUAAACCGCUGUAACGUCGACAGUGACUGUCCAGGCGGACAAAAGUGCUGUGACCAGGGGUGUGGGUGUCGACGGAGGUGUGUGAACCCAGUCCUUAAACCAGGCAGACCAGGAAAACCCAACACGUGUUACGAACCAAAAGAGGUAGGACUCUGUAGAGCAGCAAUCCGAAGAUGGUGGUACAACGAACAAACCAAACAAUGCGAAACCUUUAACUACGGUGGAUCUGGGGGAAAUGGAAACAACUAUAAGACAAAAAGACAAUGCGAACAGCGCUGCAAAACGAGAAAACACGACAGAAAACUGUUACGGACAGGCAGAUCCAGGAAAAAAGCAUGGAGGUAAACCACAUUGAGGACAUGACAUUACGUUGGAAUAAUUUUUGUUUAAAGUUAUGUCCUAUCAAGGUGUAUUAAAUAUCAAAAGAAAUACAUAAUCAUUAUGA